UCCUCCUCCUUCUCCUUCUCCUCCUCGGAGCUCCGCUGGGAGAGAGGAACCAAGGAAGGCAAGGACUGGAGGGGAGGAGGGCUGCCCACAAGCAGCCGCCGCCGGGCUCCGAGGGCGGCUCAGGAUGCUGCGCUUCCUCCGGAGGACCUUCGGCCGGCGGUCGAUGCAGCGCUACGGACGAGGAGGAGGAGGCGGCGAAGGGGACGAGAGAGACGGGGCGCUGCCCGGGGCGACGACGGCAGCGGCAGCGGGAGCCUCGGCGGCGGUGCCUCACAUCCAGGCGGUGUCGGGCGGGAAAGGGGCGCUGCCUUGCCGGGUGCAGCUCCUGGACGGCACCGAAGUCACGGUGGAGCUUCCCAAACAUGCAAAAGGGCAAGAUCUGUUUGAUCAGAUUGUGUAUCAUUUGGACCUUGUGGAAACAGAUUACUUUGGCUUGCAGUUCAUUGAUGCAUUCCAAAUUAUGCACUGGUUGGACCUUUCAAAACUCCUUAAGAAGCAAAUAAAAAGUGAGCCACCAUAUAUGUUUAACUUUCGAAUCAAAUACUAUUCGUCAGAACCAAACAACCUCCAUGAGGAAUUCACAAGGUACCUGUUUGUAUUACAGCUGAGGCAAGACAUUCUUUCAGGAAAAUUAAAAUGCCCUUAUGAAACAGCUAUAGAACUAGCAGCUUUGUGCCUCCAAGCUGAGGAAGGUGACUGUGAACUUCCUGAACACAACCCGGAACUUGUGUCAGAAUUCAGAUUUGCUCGUAACCAAACUGAAGCAAUGGAAUUUGAAAUUUUUCAGAAGUGGAAAGAGUUCAGGGGGAAAAGCCCUGCCCAGGCAGAAAUGUGCUACUUGAACAAAGCGAAGUGGUUAGAAAUGUAUGGGGUAGAUAUGCAUGUGGUUAAGGGAAGAGAUGGUUGUGACUAUGCUCUCGGAUUGACGCCAACUGGUAUCUUAAUCUUUGAAGGAGCAAACAAAAUAGGCUUAUUUUUCUGGCCUAAGAUCACUAAAAUGGACUUCAAAAAGAGCAAGCUGACACUUGUGGUGGUAGAAGAUGAUGAACAGGGUAGAGAGCAGGAGCACACUUUUGUUUUCAGAUUAGAUAAUGCCAAAACAUGUAAGCACCUCUGGAAAUGUGCAGUAGAACAUCAUGCCUUCUUCCGGUUGCGCACGCCUGCUAACAGUAAAUCUAGCCGGCCAGAUUUUAUCAGACUGGGAUCCCGCUUCCGAUUCAGUGGCCGAACAGAGUACCAAGCAACACAUGGAUCCAGAUUACGCAGGACCAGUACGUUUGAAAGACGGCCUAGCAAGAGAUAUCCAUCCCGAAGGCAUUCAACUUUCAAAGCAAGCAAUGCUCUCAAACCAUCACAGCACUGUGCUAAAAAUAACCCAGAAGUCCAUAACUAUCAGCCUCCGUGUCAUCCAAAUAUACUUUCUGGCCAAUCACACUGGCAUCCCCAUCCUUCUGUGAAUGUAAGGCCACCCUAUCAUGAUGAUAGACUUUAUUGGAAACCAUCCCAAGGUGAAGAGGACAGCAAUUUACGAUAUAUACAGGAACAGAAUCAGAGGAACUUAGCUGGGAUCCACUAUCAAUUCUAUCAGGAUAAGCUCAUGACUACUCUUUGAGAAAACAUGAUCUUUAGCUUCAUGCAUCAUCUUGCAUCCUGAUUACAUCCCAUAAAAUGUCUGUGCACAUUGCAAAUAAUUGUUAAAGUGGUGUAACAAUCAUUAGAAUGCUUUUCAUAAAGGUAGAAUUCAGAGACAUAACUGUAGUAGUCUGGAAUAUCAGUAUACAAAGGGAUUGUGUAGCACUUCUUUCAUAACUUUUGCUUGGUUGAUCUCAAAGGUGCUGCAAUAUUCCUUUGUAUAAUUAUUAGAGAAUGAUAGGGAAACCAAAUUAUAGUUUCUGUAUUAUGGAAAGUCCUAGGAAGCAUGGUGCAUUUUACUGCCCCAAAUUCUGGAAUGUCACAGCUGGCAUACUUCUUUACAUUCCAAUUUUAUGUAGCCGUCUGCUGUUUAUGCCUUGCCAUUUGCAAAUGAUCCUUAAUUUGGUAUCUUCAUUUAUGAAUUAAAUUUAGCAAUGAUCGUGUCUUCCUCUUUUUUAAUUUAUUUGUUGCUUUGAGUGCUAUUCAGAUCAAGAGUCAGGAUAAUGAUAGUUACCAAACAUUUUAAUAGUGAAUAAUACAGGGAUCAAAUGCUUAAAAUAAAACAAACAAACAAACAAACAAAAUCUGUUGCCCCAGAUUGGCAGGGUGGAUUUUUGUGCCAAGUUAACAAGUAUGAGGAAGCUACUAGAGUUUUAUACUUUUUAUGUAAUGAAUCUGAUUUUUCAAAUGUUGAUUUCAGUUAAAUUUCCUGCUGUUGUGUAAUCUCCUAUAUCCUUGUGACGUUCAUUCAUUAGAUUGCUAAAGUGGUUUUGGAUAAUAGAGAUGCAGCAGAAAGAGAACCCACCUUAACCUGGUAAAACCUCUGAUGGUGAAACAUGUUCAGAUGCCAUUUCUCUCCUACAGUCCUGAAUUUCUUCAGUUAGUGAGUUUGGUCCAGGGAUACUCUGAUCCAAUGCUUCUACUAUGUGAUCAUUCUGCCUUCAGUGUGGAAUUUUACAUGGGAUCCAUUUGAUGUUGUCUUCCAUUCCCAUCCCCUGUGUGUUUUCUUCUCACUCCUUCCAUCCUUUAUCUUUCCAGUAAGUAGGAAAAGAAGAAAUACAUGCACUAUGUCUUUGAUUGGUAGUGCUGGGAAGCUUCAAAUCUGGAAGCACCCUGAGACUUGGACACACAUGCUGACUUGAAGCUAGACUUCUUGUAUGUAGCCAUUACACUCUUACACUGGGGUGAAUGGGACAGAGAGAGAUGGUGUGGCCAGCACCCUGUAUGGCUCAGCAGAAAUGUGCUACAGCUGCUCAUUGCCAUGCCUGAUGGAGAGUGGGUGCAAAUCAGAGAAGCUAUCUGGGUUUGUUCUUGUAUCCAGAUGUGAGAUCCACUGGGGUCCUCUGGAGGUCUCAGCACAUCUGGCUAUGGGGACAUUGCCAGAAGGUUAUACAGGUCCCCUCCCCACCAUAGUAUGGCCAUGGAUAGGGGAGCUGUAGUGUGGAGCUUUAAUUGUUGCAAAGGGAGGAAAGGAAUGUCAACUUCCACAAAAAGAAAAAGACAUACACAAGUGAAAGAUUGACUUACACCUGCAGAUGCCACUUAAGAAUUCUAGCCAGUGAGUGUGUGCCCCAUUUUCAGUCCUGACCUGUUCAUGUAUUGAAAUGCAAAGUUUUGAACAAACCCUGAUAGGGUGACUCUAAAAUGUUAAACUAAAGAUGCUCAUAAGUAUGUUCAGCUUCUGUGAAGUUGGAUAUAUUUCCUGUACAUUCAGAUUCCCUUCACAAGUAAGCUUUGGUUCUCUUGAUUAUAGAAAUAAUAGUGCCGCCUUUUGCACACAUCUUGAUUUGGCCUUAAAGCUGUGAUAUUUUUAAAAGCCUUUGGAAUAAGAAAUAUCUUUAUAUUUUGGGAAUAUUUUGAUGUGUUAGAGUUUUUUAAUAUGAUUUUACUGAAUUUGAAUUUAUAAAUAGAGUCAAGUCUACAUCAUUCUCAGAGAAAAUAUGGUAGUUUAAUUUUUUAUUUAAAGUAUGUUUACAUUGUUUUGAUUUUUUGUACAUGCUAAAUAAAUAUGAAUAUUUACAUGCAAUAAAAUAUGAAUAUUUUCCAUUGUC
Molecule: messenger RNA, 3683 nt
Organism: Sceloporus undulatus (fence lizard)
Lineage: Eukaryota; Metazoa; Chordata; Lepidosauria; Squamata; Phrynosomatidae
Gene: EPB41L4B
Product: erythrocyte membrane protein band 4.1 like 4B
Exons: 16
Coding region: 125-1612 (495 amino acids)
Cellular component (GO): cytoskeleton
Molecular function (GO): cytoskeletal protein binding
Source: RefSeq, a predicted model, not a curated record